AGAAAAACGUGGUUCACGCCGCACUAAGCGGAAACAAUUGGAUGCUGGAGGACUGUUAGAUUUUGGGGGGCGGUUUUGAGAUUUCACCCAAGGCGUGUAGCUUGAGCUUCACCUUCCGCUAUUCACGAACUCAUGAAUAUGAAUUAAGUGGAAGACUUAAAGAAAAACGUCGUGGCAGUUCUUUGGGAUUCAACAGCCACAUCGGGCGACAGGCUAUUCGUUUGAGACAACCUUCCGCUGCGUUUUUGUAUUGCAUUUCAUAACUCUCCGGUUGAGUCAGCAUGGCCUUGAGAGGACCACUGUCUAGAUUAUUGAGAUUCACGUUGAGUUCCUGCCAACAGAACCGAUCGCAUUCUGUUGCUGUUUUGGGAGCUCCGUUUUCCAAAGGACAGAAAAGGAGAGGGGUGGAGCAUGGACCCAAAGCCAUCCGGGAUGCGGGUUUGGUGGAGAGACUUUCAAAUCUGGACUACGCUGUGCAUGAUUUUGGAGACCUGACCUUCAAGCAUCUGGAAAAAGAUGAGCACUUUAUGCAUGUGCCGUUCCCACGCACAGUUGGACGUGCCAAUCAGCUGCUGUCGGGAGCUGUGAGUGGUGCGGUGGGGGCGGGACACACCUGCAUCAUGUUGGGGGGAGACCAUAGCUUAGCGAUUGGUUCAGUGGAAGGUCACGCUCAGCAGUGCCCUGACCUGUGUCUGAUAUGGGUGGACGCUCACGCAGAUAUCAACACUCCUCUGACUUCACCUUCUGGAAACCUCCACGGCCAAUCUGUAGCAUUCUUACUUAAGGACCUGCAGAACAAGAUGCCAGAAGUUCCUGGAUUUUCUUGGAUGAAGCCUUUCCUGUCUGCCAGAGAUCUGGUCUACAUUGGCCUCAGAGAUGUGGAUCCAGGCGAGCAUAUAAUCCUGAAGACCCUGGGAAUCCAAUAUUUCUCCAUGCGUGAUAUUGACAGAAUGGGCAUUCAGAGGGUAAUGGAGGUCACUUUGGAUCACCUCUUGGCAAGGAAACAAAGGCCGAUCCAUCUGAGCUUUGACAUCGAUGCAUUUGACCCGUCCCUGGCUCCUGCCACUGGAACUCCCGUUAAUGGAGGAUUGACCUAUAGAGAGGGCAUCUACGUAACAGAGGAGAUCCAUAACACAGGUUUACUCUCUGUGAUGGAUGUGGUUGAAGUGAACCCCACACUAGGUGCGACACCUGAGGCUGUGGAUUCUGAUUUUUCAAAGCAAAAUGGACUGGAUCACAAUGAUCCAGAAAAUCUGGAUUACUAG
Sinocyclocheilus rhinocerous is the source of this 1265-nucleotide messenger RNA. RefSeq names its product arginase, non-hepatic 1-like. The record is from RefSeq and is a predicted model, not a curated record. Bases 282 to 1265 code for a protein of 327 amino acids. Gene Ontology annotation, cellular component: cytoplasm; mitochondrion. The transcript has 8 exons. Lineage: Eukaryota; Metazoa; Chordata; Actinopteri; Cypriniformes; Cyprinidae. Gene Ontology annotation, molecular function: arginase activity; manganese ion binding.